AUGGUGUCAAGCAAUGGGAUGAAAGAGAAGAAGGUUGACUUUUGUGCAGUUUGUCAAGGCGUCCAUGAUUAUAGUGAGUGCCCACAGAAUCCUGAAUCUGUAUUUUUCAUGGACAGACAAAAUUUCCCACGACAAAACAAUCCAUACUCUGAAACAUACAAUCCAGGAUGGAGAAAUCAUCCUAAUUUCUCAUGGGGUGGACAACAACAACAAAUGCAUCCUCUGCAAGAGCAGUUUCAGCAAAGGCCUCAAAACCCGCCGGGGUUUUAUGAAAUGCCAAAUCAGCAAGUGAGACCACAAGGAGGUGUAUUCCACCAGGCAUCAGGAAGUAGUUCAAAACCAGCAAUGCCUUCAUCAAAUCAAGAUAUGUCACCUUUCGAGAAAGCAAUGAUGGAGUUUAUGAUCAAACAAGAUCAAAAGACCGAGGCACGUGAAAAGAAUCAAGCAAUUGCUAUGAGAAAUUUGGAAGAUCAAUUAGGGCAAUUAGCACAAGCACUGAACUCACGAGAACCUGGAACGUUGCCAAGUAACACCCAAAAUCCAGGUAAUGUCAAUGAUAAGAGGCAAUGUAAUGCCAUCACACUUAGAUCAGGAAAGGAGUUAGCUCCAAAGAAUCAUGACUUACCAGUCACCGAUGAUGAGCAGCACCCGGUAAGUGUUAAGACUCAUAAAAAGAAGCAAGAAUUGAAAGAUGAUGAAAAAGAGUAUGUCGAUAUUGAGGACAUAACCGAUGAGGAGUACGGGCAGAAGAAACCGAACAAUGAAGCUCUAACAAGUUCAAGUCCAAGUGUUGGAAAUGAAAAGAAAGCCCAAGAAAAAGAUGCUCCAACUGGUGCGACAGUUGCACCAACAACCUUACCUUUCCCACCUAGGAAAAGUAAAUCCAACGAAGAUGAUGGGCAAUUUAAGAAGUUUCUAGAGAUCCUUUCUCAACUUCAUAUCAACAUCCCUUUUGUUGAAGCCUUAAAACAAAUGCCCACAUAUGCAAAGUUCAUGAAGGAAGUUCUUACAAGGAAAAGAGUUUGGAGAGAGUUUGAGACUAUUGCAAUGACGAAAAGUUGCACGUCAAUAAUCAAAAAUAGAUUACCUGUGAAGAAAGAUGAUCCAGGUAGUUUCAUUCUACCGUGCAAAAUUGGAAAAUUUGACAAGAUUGGUUUGUGUGACCUUGGUGCAAGUAUCAAUUUAAUGCCUUUGUCAAUUUUUCAAAAAUUAGGACUUGGUGAAGCUAGACCGACCACAGUUUCACUCUAG
Messenger RNA from Lactuca sativa (garden lettuce), 1251 nucleotides. RefSeq lists its product as uncharacterized. The record is from RefSeq and is a predicted model, not a curated record. Lineage: Eukaryota; Viridiplantae; Streptophyta; Magnoliopsida; Asterales; Asteraceae.